GGCAACGGUAGGCAAGAUGAUUUAUAAACAAAAAUGAGCUUACAAAAUGCCAAUUAUUCUUAUCAAUUUUGAGAUAAAAGUUCUAAUAAUUAAGUAUAACUGUAAAGCACAAUAGUUAAAUUUAUUUUCUAAGUUAUCGUCAACUGCCACAAUGGCAUCAAUGAACGUUCGCGAUCAAAAAAUCGAGCAGCAACGACAGUUAAUGGAGAUAAAAAUGAAACAGAAAAGGCAAAAUUCUGGUAUGGUGCAAGCCAACGAUUUAAGGGUUGGUUCAGCUAAGCGGCCCAUAUCAGGGAGUCGUUCGCGCGAACUGCACGGCUAUGAUGGUCCGAUGCAAUUCCUUAUGUCGCCCGUCAACCCAGACCAAGUUAUACCCCUCCAAACAAAUAGAAUGUCAACGUAUGAUGAGCUCGGCAACCAGAUAGAAGUGCUCACGGUGGGCGAUGGCUCUGGCAGCGGGGAAGAAGAAGAGGAAAGCGUGCCUGUAUGCAGCGUGGGCCGGGACGCCAGCGCCGACGACGUGUGCGCUGAUGCUGCAGUGGCACCCAUGCAGGCGAGGUGCGCCAACCGCGAUGUUUCACCUAGCCAGACUGCGGAAAUAGAAGGCUCCGUAGAGGGCGCUGUGGAGACGUUUGUGGUGACGCCAGCGAAGCACGGCACGCUGUACAAGUGUCGGAUAGCUCGAGACCGCAAGGGAAUGGACCGUGGCCUGUAUCCAACGUACUUCCUGCACCUUGAGAAAGAUUAUGGAAAAAAAGUAUUUCUAUUAGCUGCUCGCAAACGCAAGAAGUCUGCAACAUCCAAUUACUUAAUCUCCACUGAUCCAACCGAGUUGACCCGCACGGCAGACAGUUUUGCGGGCAAGCUGCGCUCUAACUUACUGGGCACCGCGUUCACGGUGUAUGAUAAUGGCAAAGCCUGGAGGAAACACGACCACGCGCGCACCAGGCACGAACUCGCCGCUGUCGUCUAUGAUACAAAUGUAUUAGGAUUCAAAGGUCCACGCAAAAUGACAGUAAUCCUGCCGGGUAUGACGCAAGACAGGCAGCGGGUCACCAUCGCGCCGCAGGACGACAGCGAAACCCUUCUAGAACGCUGGAAGAGCCAGACCCUAGACGAUAUAGUCGUGCUUCAUAACAAAACACCCGUCUGGAAUGAUGAAACACAAUCGUACGUACUCAACUUCCACGGCAGAGUCACACAGGCGAGUGUGAAAAACUUUCAAAUCGUCCACGAGUCUGAACCGGACUAUGUGGUGAUGCAGUUCGGUCGGAUAUCGGAGGAUGUCUUCACUAUGGACUAUAGGUAUCCGCUCUGCGCCCUUCAAGCGUUCGGUAUAGCGCUCAGUUCAUUCGAUAGCAAAUUGGCGUGUGAAUAAUAUGUUUUUAUAUUUUUCUAUACUUGGCUCUGAUAUUUAUUUAGAGAAUUCUAAUAGAAGAAUUUUUCUUUUUAAUUUGUCAAAAUUUUUUUGUGAUUAUGUUAAGCGAUAACAUGGCUAAUUGUGGAUCGAUUUUUACAAUUAUUUAUGCCAACGUAUGCUCUCAUCUAUAGUGAUGGUCCUAUUUUAAUUUUAUGACCAUUGAAGUUGCUAUUUUUCUUAGUAAAGCAAAGAAACUAUUGUGAAGCAGAACCUACAUGGAAAUCAUUUGACUGUACACUGAAAUCACAUUUUCAUGCGGAGCAUUAAAUAAUUAAUAUCUAAUUAAAAAAAAAUUACUACUUAUUUAUUAU
Messenger RNA from Galleria mellonella (greater wax moth), 1731 nucleotides. RefSeq names its product protein king tubby (gene ktub). NCBI's taxonomy places the organism in Eukaryota, Metazoa, Arthropoda, Insecta, Lepidoptera, Pyralidae. The record is from RefSeq and is a predicted model, not a curated record. Gene Ontology annotation, cellular component: cilium. The coding region runs from base 152 to 1378 and encodes 408 amino acids. The transcript is spliced from 7 exons. Gene Ontology annotation, biological process: protein localization to cilium.